Messenger RNA from Condylostylus longicornis, 953 nucleotides. Its product is annotated as transmembrane protein 179. NCBI's taxonomy places the organism in Eukaryota, Metazoa, Arthropoda, Insecta, Diptera, Dolichopodidae. The record is from RefSeq and is a predicted model, not a curated record. The transcript has 4 exons. The coding region runs from base 182 to 862 and encodes 226 amino acids.
AAGAUUAGUUCAUUCGCGAACGACACAUGACUAUUUGCGUCUGUAUUGAGUAAGGCCGAAGGUGGAACAAAAAAAAAAUACUUUUCUUAAAAUAAUCUCCCGCAUACUGUAAAUUAUUAUUUUAGUGCAAUUUAAUAAGUUUUAAUAGAAAACGAAAACACAAAAUAAAGAAAGAGCGGCAAUGGGUUUAAGUAACAUAUUGAUCUUAAGUCAAAUAGCUGGGUAUGUUAUAAUUCUGAUUCUUUCAUUAUGCAUUUUUAUACCCAUUUAUUUGCAAGUAAGUGAUUUUAACGGACACUGCUUGCUUUUCGCUAACGGAACAUGGAGGGAGGACGACGGCUUAUUUGAUGUUAAGUGGCCUUCCAAGGUUUUCUGCAAUUUCCCUAUGGCUACUGGAGCAUUCCUUUUCUUUUUUGCAAUUUUUCAAAUAUAUAGGUUUGCUCAUCUUGCAUAUAACCAAAAAGAUACUUCUUUUAUUGGAUUGUUUUUAGACGUAGCUUUUGGAAUUGUAAUGCUCUUUCUAAUAGUAAUAUCUGCUGUAUUUAUUACCGUAGGGUUUAUAUUUUGGUGUAGUGCUAUGACUGAACGCUUCCCUUCGUGUGAAAUAGCUGCCGGCCAAAAUAUCACAAAAGAAAAUGAAAAGGUCGAUACAUCCCGUUUCUAUAUAGAAAUGGGCACAGCACAGUUUGGUGCAUGGGGAUCUUUUGCGUUUGCAGUUGGGGUUAUUGUGACAUCACUUUUAAAAUUAAUAAACAAUCAUCAAACAACGAAUAUUCGUGUUUCCAUGUAUUUGGAAAGACAACGACUUGUCAAUGAAGAUUCAUAUAUUGGGCCGCUGGAUAAUCGUUCUGCUUCUAAUUAAAAUAAACAUAAUGAAACUUAUUUUUGUGAUAUUCAUUUUAUAUUAUAAUAUACGUUUAAUGCAAUAAAAGUAGUAUUAUGUUAAUUUACAA